AUGAAAAGAAGUUGCCUAGAGAAUUCCGUUUCCUCACCUCCUCUCAAAAAGAAGGCAACCUACGACAAUAUCAAUUCCAACUCUUCCCAUGUACGAAUACUUCUCGAUCAAAGUUUUAAAUCUCCAAUUUUAAUGCAACAAAUUCGUGAUGUUCCAAAAAAUGUGAAAUACGAAUUGAUUAUUCACCCUAUCCUAAAGGCCUUUGAAAAAUGUAAUCAAGACAAUGAUGAAAGGGAAUUUGCUUUUGAACAAUUAAAAUUGAAUUGGAAAAGAGAUGGACAAUAUAUUACGGAAGAAUUAUUUAAAUUUAGCAGUGAAGAUAGUAUUGACAUUGGAGGGACGUUGAAUUUAUAUAUUUAUGAGGAGUUUAGUCAAGUGGCAUGUGCACUUAAUCCUUGUUCUCUUGAUUGGUAUCAAAAAGAAUGUGGAAACAAUAAGAAAGCAGCUUUGGCAGCUGUCUCUACUUGUGGGCUAGCUCUUGAAUUUGCUUCAAAAGAAUUGCGAGAUGAUGUGGAUGUUGUGAUAGCAGCCAUGUAUUCAGAUGCUUUUUAUUUGUUCAAUAACGAUGCUAUCGAUGAUUUUGCUUGUGAUGAAGUAAUUGCUUAUGAUUUUGCUUCUCUCAGACUUAAAAAGGAAUUACACUCUGUUGCCAUUAAUAUUUAUGGUGAUUUUUUCAGAUUUCACAAUUAUGAAACGUACCAUGAUUUCAAGUUUUACUACGAUUAUAGAGAAGAGGAGAGCAAUAGUGAUGUGAAAAACAUUGUAAAGAGGUUAAUGUCGCAUGAAACGAAACCCUUCACACACAAGGAGAUGUUGGAAAUAGCCCAUGAAUUUCAAAUGUGGAAUGAAAGGAUAUUUUUAACACAGGAUUUUGAAGAGAAUUGUAAACUCAAACAGGAAUAUUUACGGGCUAUUGUAAAGGAAUGUGUUGGUUAUUCGCCACUUUCCCUUAAAAAUACAAGUGAGGAAUUUAAGGAUGAUGAAGAAAUAGUUCGAAUUGCAGUGGAGAAAAAUGGACUAGCUUUACAAUUUGCCUCUGACCGAUUGAAAAACAAAAAGGAAAUUGCUAAAAUUGCAGUAAGAUGGAAUGGUGAUGCUUUAAAGUUUGUACCUAAGGAACUACAGGAUGAUUUUGAUAUUGUUUUAGAUGCUGUUACAUUCCCCAGUGGAAAUGCAAUUGAGCAUGUCCCUAUUUCAUUAAGAAAUAAUAAGGAAAUCAUGCUGGCUUCUGUCAAAAGCAAUCCAGAAUCAAUCAAAUUUGCGUCCUAUGUGCUUAGGAAUGAUUAUGAUGUUGUAAAGGAAGCUGUUUACAGACGAGGAAGUUUACUUGAAUUUGUUGAAGAUCCAUUAAUAAGAAAUGAUAAGGAUAUUAUAAUAAUUGCUUGUUUAAGUUUGGAAAGUCCUUUUCGUUGCAUACAAGAUUUAUUUCAACAUAACAAGUCGCAUUAA
Molecule: messenger RNA, 1449 nt
Organism: Naegleria gruberi
Lineage: Eukaryota; Heterolobosea; Eutetramitea; Acrasida; Naegleriidae
Exons: 1
Coding region: 1-1449 (482 amino acids)
Source: RefSeq, a predicted model, not a curated record